Messenger RNA from Helianthus annuus (common sunflower), 969 nucleotides. RefSeq lists its product as uncharacterized. Lineage: Eukaryota; Viridiplantae; Streptophyta; Magnoliopsida; Asterales; Asteraceae. The coding region runs from base 1 to 969 and encodes 322 amino acids. The record is from RefSeq and is a predicted model, not a curated record. The transcript is spliced from 3 exons.
AUGGCAUCUAAUCCUUGGUGGUCCUCGGGUUCUUCGGACGAAGAGGAGAUGAUUUUCGCAAACACUGUGGUAAAGGCGGCGCAGAUUCUUAUGGAGGAGGAAGAGGAAGACGACUCGUCUGAAAGCGUUAUUACCGGGUUCACCACGUUACAAAAGUGUACUGCGGCCAUUCGCCAACUGGCGUACGGGACAGUGCCCGACGCUUUGGACGAGUACUUACAGAUGUCGGCAAGAACUACGCGGGAAUGUUUGUAUCGAUUUUGCCAUAAUGUGGUGGAACUGUAUAGCAAAAAAUAUUUGCGGAAACCAAACGCGUAUGAUAUUCAGCAGUUGUACCAAGCUCAAGAAGCACGGCACGGGUUUCCGGGAAUGCUUGGUAGCAUUGAUUGUAUGCAUUGGGCGUGGCAUAACUGCCCGACUGCUUGGCGCGGCCAAUACACGCGAGGUGAUCACGGCCAUCCAACCUUAAUACUUGAGGCCGUGGCGUCACAAGAUUUGUGGAUCUGGCAUUCUUUCUUUGGUCUCCCAGGUUCACUCAACGACCUCAAUGUGCUAUACCAAUCAGCGAUCUUUAGCGAUGUGGUUAAUGGCACCGGUCCGGACACCCGUUUUACAGUUUCUGGGGUUAAGUAUAGACGCGGGUAUUAUCUUGCUGACGGAAUAUAUCCAUCUUGGUCUACAAUUGUCAAGACAAUUCCAUAUCCCGAGGACGAAAAACGGAAAAAAUUCACCAAGCGUCAAGAAGCUGCAAGAAAAGACAUCGAACACGAAGGUCGGGCGAUUUGUGAGUAUGAUGAGAAUGCAUCUUACGGGAAUACUGUCCCGGUAGAGCCGAGGCAACAGGAUUUAAACUCGUUCGCGCUAACCAACGACUACACGCAUGCAAACCUUCAACAGGAUUUGGUAGAACAUAUAUGGAACAACGCAAACGACGUGGACGGUGACGAAGACGAAGACGAAGACGAGUAG